CGAGAGUACCAGACAGGAAGAGACAAAGGCGAAGGUCAAGAAUUAAACAUGGCAGCUCGCAGUAUAUUGAGGUCUGUGUGGACCUCAUUUGCGGGCUUAAAAUUAGGUGCCACAGGUACCAACGUGAAGGUUCAACAGACGAUAAAUGUUCCCCAGUUACCGGCUUUAACCAUUCAGAGCCGAGGGAUCCGCCAAGUGGUGGAGAAGCAAGAGGAGAAAACAACAAUGAUUGAGGGACAAAUACUGGAUGUUCCAGCAGGACCACAGCCUCCAAACCCCACAGCCAAGUGUCCUAUCUACAGAUGGAACCUGCAGCACAAAUACAACUACACGGAUGUCCUGUUGCUCAGUCAGUUCAUCAGGUCAGAUGGAGGGUUGUUGCCCAGGAGGAUCACAGGUCUCUGUCCAGAGGAACAUCGCAAGAUUGCCAUCUGUGUGCAGAUGGCCCAAAGAGCAGGACUGCUGCCUGACCACAAACCCAAACUUCCAGAGGGCCACGUCCCAAAGAGGCCCAAGCCACAACUUAACAGAUACCUGACUCGUUGGUCCAUUGACUCAGUGAAACCGAUCUAUAAAACUGGACUGAAGUGGUGUAAGAAGCGCAUGUCUGUUGGCCACCCAGCACUGAAGAACAAUGUGCAUUACGGCGUCAAGCCCCUUUACAUACAACACUGAAGGACAGAAAGCCUGACAACUCAGUACAGCAACUAGACAAGAGUGGGUGGGUCCUACAAAGAUGCAGUUCCAAGUGGAUUUACUUUUGUCAUACUGCCCUGGGAAAAGGCCUAAAAGCUUCAUCUGUAUUUAUUCUCCCUUUUGUUUAUUAAGCUGCGUCACAUGUUUUAAUGAAUCAUGCUCAGCCCCACCCAGGACCAUCUAUUUUGUCUCUGUUGGUUUUCAAAAUGCCCUUGAAGUGAACUCUCUGACAACUUAAUGUGAGCAUCGACUGGGUCAGUGUUACACUUUCAAAGUAGGUGGUAUGUUGACUCUGUAUACUCAAGGCAACACAGAUGUGCAAAUAAAAUGUUCUCAACUUGU
This is a messenger RNA of Siniperca chuatsi (mandarin fish), 1038 nucleotides long. It is a transcript of the gene mrps18a, whose product is annotated as mitochondrial ribosomal protein S18A. Gene Ontology annotation, molecular function: structural constituent of ribosome; small ribosomal subunit rRNA binding. The transcript is spliced from 6 exons. Gene Ontology annotation, cellular component: mitochondrial small ribosomal subunit; ribosome. The record is from RefSeq and is a predicted model, not a curated record. Gene Ontology annotation, biological process: mitochondrial translation. The coding region runs from base 49 to 675 and encodes 208 amino acids. NCBI's taxonomy places the organism in Eukaryota, Metazoa, Chordata, Actinopteri, Centrarchiformes, Sinipercidae.